Fulmarus glacialis (Northern fulmar) is the source of this 7423-nucleotide messenger RNA. Its product is annotated as A-kinase anchor protein 9-like. The annotation marks the transcript as partial. Lineage: Eukaryota; Metazoa; Chordata; Aves; Procellariiformes; Procellariidae. The transcript is spliced from 28 exons. Gene Ontology annotation, biological process: signal transduction. Gene Ontology annotation, molecular function: molecular adaptor activity; DNA binding. The record is from RefSeq and is a predicted model, not a curated record.
AUGUGGUGGAAGGAUGUCAAUGUAGCAGUUAAUCGGGGACGGUUUGCUUACUUCAGACAACGAAAAACAAAAAGUGACAUCACGCAGCCGCAGAAAAAGACGGCGAAGAGGAAGGGCUCGUCUGUCCACACGCAUGACGUUCCGAAGGAAGAGUACGCACUAGCAGCCCAAGAUGUUGGUAAGGGUAUAGAGAGUAAGGCUGAAGACACCGACCUACUAGAGACAACAACAGAGACAGAGAAAGUUACGAUAAAUUCUGCUGCAGAAUACAGUGAGCUUGAUGCUAAGAUGUCUCAGGCAAGAUUAGCUGAGUUAGAGAACAGACUUCUGGAGAAACAGGAAGCGGUCGAAAGACUCACUGCUCAGAUGAACGAGCUACAGGAACAACUCACCCAGCACAGUGACUCUAUGCAACUUCAGGAAACUACCGUUCAAGAGCAGAAUGAAGUCAUCAGGAAACUAACAAGCUGCCUUCAACAGGCGAAGAAGGAUCGGGAUGACCUACAGGAAGAGGCUUCACGUGUAGCUGGUCAGAUCCAUGAUUUACAACUUCAGUUACAUCAGGUUAAUGAGAUGCUGAGGAGUAAAAGGCCUGGAAAAAAUGAAGCAUUAGAAGCCCAGCAGCAGAUGUCCUUGUUUCAGAACUGUCUCAAAGAGCAAAAUGCACAUUUGGAGAUGCUGCGUCAGAAAGCACAUGACCUGGAAGUACAGCUUGAGUCUUCUCAAAAGAAUACUAAAAAUAAAGAAAAUCUGCUUCCCCAAAUGGAAGAGGAUAUGAAAGAUACAAUGCAACAGCUAUACAAAAGCAUAGGAGAAAAAGAACAGCGUAUUAAAAGCCUUCAAGAUCUACUGACAUCGGAAAGAUUUAGCUUGUCUAUACUACAACGUACCCUUUCUCUCCGGGACUUAGAAAUAACAGAAUUAAAAAAUGAAAUAGCUUUAUCCAAAAUGAAAGAAAGGCAAUGUAUUGAAGAACUGAAAAUCAGUCAUGAAAAGGAUAUUUGCAGGCAGUUGGAGAACUUGAGAGCUGAGCUGGAGACAUGCCAGAGAAGAGAGAUUGCAGAAGCCAAGCAGGUAUAUGAAGAAGAAAUUAUUUUAAAAUAUAAGAAUGAACUUGAACAAUUAAAAAAAGAACUCUCUGCUCUGAAUUCUGAAGAACACAUUCAGAAUUUGAAUGGCAUAAUAAUUGACUUAAAUAAUAGUCUUCGUGAGUCUGAAAUUAAUAAAGAAAAUUUGAGAAGGAAACUUGAAAACCAACAGGAAGACUUCCAGAGAGAAAAAUCUGAAAUUGAGACUAAAUACAAGGAUUUAAUUGAUGGCCUUAAGUCUCAACUUUCUGAUGCAGAAAAGCAGGUCAAGGAGGCCCAGCGAUAUAAACAAGAAAAACAGUUCUUGAAUGAAGAGAUUCAGAAACUGAAUUCUUUUAUCCAGGAUUUAAAUGAAAAGCGACUUUAUGAAGCUGAAAAAAGUAUAGAUGUAAGGCAAAAACAUGAUGAAGAGAUUGUCUCCAAUAAAAAGUUAAUGAAAUUGAGGGAAAAACAGAUUUUACCAGAGGUGUUGCAGUUGCAGAGAGCAGAGCUUGAGGAGAUGGGAAAUAAACCGCACCAGGUGAAAGGUGAAGAUGAGCUAGUUCACGAAGAACUAGAGUUCCAGCAUGCCUUGGGAGUAGACUUCUCAAGGGAUCAGUUAGAAGAAAUUAAGAAUUCAAAGAUUACAGAGAAUAAUGAAAGUAGUGAAGGAGAUAACCUGUCUGAAGAACACUUGUCAGAACUAGGGUUUUUCAGGGGUGAUGAAGGCAUAUUGGCUAAAUAUCUCAUCUCCACAGACAGACCAGAAGAGUCAUAUGCGUCCAGCACUUCUGAAAGUUAUGCCAUUGAAGAAAGUAGAUGCAUUAGGUAUGGGUUAGACAGUAGUGUGCUUCUAGAACCCAGCAGAGAUUUUAUACCUCCUCCAUUAAACUUUGGCCUUGAUGAGAAAACAUGUCCUAGCGGUUUGGCUCAAGAGACUUUUGAAGAGACUGAAGUAGGAGCAGAGGCCUUUGUUUCAUUGUUGUCAGAUACAUCCCUGCACCAAAACAGAAUAAGUGACCACGAUGAUAUAAAGGAUGAUGAGGCCACUUGUUUAGUAGAGAGAUGUGUAAAGCUAACUGAGAAGCUCCGUGAGAAGGAGUCAGCGUUGAAGAAAUCUUAUCAGGAGACCCAAGAAGCUGUUGGAAAAUGGGAAGAAGUAAUGGCUGAGCUCUCUCAUAUGCAUGUGGAACUGGAUGAGGAACGUGAAGCACGGAUCUGUUGUGAAAAAGAACUUCUUCAAAAAACAGAGAAGGAGAAAGAACUUGAAAACAAAGUAAUGUUUCUAGUAAAGCAGCAGGGUGAGGAUGGAGGCCAACCUUACUGUGCUCUAGAGCCUUUAACACAAGUGUCAAAAUCCUCUACCUGGCAAGAAAUGGUAGAAGACCUCCAGGAGGAAAGAGAAAUGUUGAUGGUGCAGCUGCAAACUCAGGAGCAAUUAGUGAAAGAUGUUCAAGAGCAGAAAACAGUUUCUGAUUCUGUAACGAGUGAAGUACAGUCUCUUUUUGGACGUCAGUUAGCUGCUUUGCAAAGUCAAAGGGAUCAAAUGCAAAGCCAGCUUGAUGCUCAGAAGGCUAAAAACGAGACAAUAGCAGAGCUGCUUGGUCAGAAAACUAUAUCUGAAGAGACAUUGCUAAAAGAACAGGAGUUGCUCAAAGCUGAAAUCAAUAAUAAAGAACAAAAUUUAGCACUCUUAUUGAAGGAAAAAACAGCCUUAGGAGAAAGAUUAUCUGACGUGGAGGAGGAUCUAAUAAAAGCAGAAAAAGCACUAGCAGGGAAUGCUAGCAUCAUUGAGGAUCUUGAGAAAAACAUACAUGAACUUAAUGCUGAAGUGAAAAACCUCAAAGAAAUACAGGAGUGUGAAAGACUGGGAUACGAGGACAGAUUAAACUUCAGCAGCCUAGAGAUUCAUAAACUUAAUGAUGAAAUAAAGGCAAAAAGUACUGAAUACAGUGAGGAAAAAAGCCAGUUGACUGAAGAAAUUGCCCAUUUGAAGAAGGUUCGUUUGGAGCUUGAGACUUGCUUGCAGGAGUCCUUUCAGUCUGCACAAGCUGUGCAGGAGGCACAAUCAGAGAUGGUGAAACAUUACAAAGAGGAAAUCGAUAAAAUGGAGACUCAACGCCUUGCCGAAUUAACUAAAGUGAGUUUGACACACGAGAAGGAGAUAGAAAAAUUAAAUGCUGAAAUAAAAGAUAAAGUGGAAAAACAGCAGAAGUUGGAUGAAGAAAGAAGGGAACAGAUUGCUUUAAUAAAAAAGGUACAUGAACGAGAGCAUGAUCGUGAGAUCUCUGAACUGAUUACUAAACAUGAAGAGGAAAUGGAGAAGCUCCGUGCCGAACUAAAUAAAGAACAGCAGCACCUGUUGGAUGAACUUCGGCAGCAAAUGGCAGCCACACACAAAGCAGAGAUUGAGCAAGCUCAGCUCCAAUCACAGACACUGCACAGCCUUGAAUUGGAAGCUUUACGCCUAAGCUUAAAUAAUAUGCACACCUCCCAGCUUGAGCUUACGCACUCUAACUUGAGAAAAGAAAAGGAAACUGCCCUUGUGGAACUAAGGGAGAUGCUCAAUGAUAAGCGUGCUCAAGAGGUAGCAAUUCUACAAAGCCGCCAUCAGCUGGAGCGGGAGAAGAUUAAAGAACAGUGUCUGAAGGAAAAAGAAGACCUUAAGUCAAAGUAUCAGCAAGAACUAGUUGAUCAGAGAAAGAAAAUAGAAUUGGAAAUGGAAGAGACACAUAUCCAGGCAUUAGAGACUCUCAAAAGAGACUGGCAAUUGGAGUCUGAGAUGCGUUUGAAAAGCAUGUGUGAAGAGCUGUCUGAAAAACACCAGACUGAAAUGGUGGAACUGCAGAAAACUCUGGAAAUGGAGUUAGAAAAAGUCAAAGCAGAGCUGGGGCUUCUUUCUCUUGAGAAUGAACAGUCUAAAACGAAAUGUAUGGAAUUGGAGAAGCAAGACCAGUUAGCCAUUACAAAAUCACAAGAACAGCUGCAGACUGAACAUAACCAACUCCUAGAAGAUAUGAAGAUGAAAAGCCAAGAAAAAGAACAGAAUCUUCAGAAGGAGCUGGAGAAACUUCAGGUCAUGCAUGAAGAACUCAAGACUCGGUCACAAGAAGAAAUCAGGCAGCUUUGGUCUCAGCUCAAUAGUACGCGAGCAAAUCGGCAAGAGCUAAGUGAUGGUGAGACCAGAAUGCAAGCCCAUGGUCCAGAGCUAAAAGAGCAGCUCCUGGCUCGCGCAUCACGGGUGGAAGAAAUAGAGCAUUUAAAACAAGAAUUUGAACAGCAGCGUCAGCAAAGAAAAAGUGAGCAUGAAACUGAAUUGGAACAACUGAGACUUUAUUUUGAAAACAAAUUAAGAGUUGCUGAAGAAAACUACAGAGAAGAAUUGACUUUGCUGCAUCAGAGACUGCAAGAACUGACGGAAUAUUCACUGUCAGAGUUGGAAGUGAGUCAAGAUCAAGCAGGGAACAUCAGUUCUUCUGUCGCAGUUUUUGAAGAGACUACUGAGAAAGAGAGAAGGGAUACACUUGGUCAGCUAAAUCAACAGCUGGAACAACAUCAGGAAGAACUUGCCUGUUUGCAGGUACAGCUUAAAGAACAACACAGGCAUGAAUUAGAUUCGUUAAGGUCUUCCCUUGCACUUCAAUAUAAGGAGGACCUAAUGAAAAUGAAGAUGGAUCUGUCAGACAAAUAUAUAACAGAAAUAGAGGAAAUGAAAAGAAAGCAUUGUUUAGAACUUGAGCAGCUCCGUGCCCGACUUUCAGAAGAACAUGUUAAAGAAAUCACCAAACUGCACCUACAGAGUGCUCAAGAUGCAGCACAUCAAGUUGAAAUGGAGGUGGCUGAGAGAGUGUCUGUGCUGGAGGAAGAGCACAAAGCUAAGCUCUCUCUCCUCCACUCUGAGAAACAGUAUAUUGCAGAGCUUUUGGAAGAAAUAAAGCAUUUAAAGGAAGAGAUUACUAAACAAAAAGAUUUUUCUGUGCAGAAUGAAAAGCAUCUGAAAGAGGAAAUGGAAAAGGUAAAAUAUAAAAUUGCUGAGGAUCACAAGAAUAAAUUAAGGGAAGCCAGAGAAGAAGUCCGGAAAAUAGAAACUAUGUACAAAGAAAAAGAGAAGAAAUGGAAAUGUGAAAGGGAGGACCAGAGAAUCCAAGCAGAAGAGAAGUUAUCAUUGUUGCGUAUAGAACUGCAAAAUAGAGCAGAAGAUGAGAAGCAGAAUUUACAAAAGGAGUUUGAACUUCGUGAAGCUGAAAUGAAUCAGCUUCAAGAUCACCAAGCUGCCAAAAUUCUAGAAUUGGAGAAGUUGGUAAAAGAGCAGCAAAACAACUUGCAGCAACUAGAGGACAGCCUUGCAAGUGCACAGACUAUGCAGAAAUCUCAGGAGCAAUAUGACAGUGACCUGCAGGCAGCUAAAGCGCUCAUGGCAAAAGAAAUGGAAAAGGCCACACUUUGUCUGCAGGAAGAAUAUGCACUGAAACUUAUGGAAGCACAAAACAAGUUUAUGGGGGAACACAAAGUUAUGACUCAGAAAUUCACAACUGAGCAAGAGAUUCUUCUUCAAGAGCUGAAAAAGAAACAUGUCGAUGAACUGGAACUCCAAAGUCAGCAGUUACAGGAGAAGCAUAAGCAGCAAAUUUUGUCUCUUACAGCUGAGUUUCAGACAAAGCACCAAGCUGAAAUUGAGACACUUAAAUCUACACUAGAAAGUAAACAGGAGAUUCAGCUUGAAGCUUGUGUUGCUGAACUACAAACAAAGCAUCAGGCACAAAUUGAUGAGCUGGAGGCUAAACACUUAUCAAAUCUGGAUUCCUUGGAGUCGUCCUACCUGUCUGAAAUUCAGAAUAUAAGAGAUGAACACAGUCAGGCUCUUGAGAAGCUACAGCUGCAGCACACAGAACAGGUCCAUGAAAAGGAUAAAAUGGAUCAAGCACGCUUGGUUCAGGAGAUAGACAAGUUGCAAUUAAAGCAUGCUGAAGAACUUCAGCUUUCCCAAAAUAAUUUGAAAAUUGAGCUAGCUACUGUUCAUAUGGAAAAACUUAAAGCCAUGGCUGUUGAAGCAGAAGAAGCUCAUAAGGAUGGUUUGAACAUGGCUCUUCAAAAUCAAAGCGCGUUGCUGGAAGAAGAAAAAUGUCUGGCCCUGGAUAUAUUACGUGAGCAAGUAUUGCAUAUGGAGGAAAAACAUAGAAAAGCACUCCAAGAACUUCAGGAUCUUCAUGAGGCAGAAACUAAGAAACAUAAGGAAGAAUACUCCAGGGAGCUGGAAGAAGAAUUGAGGAAACUAAAAGCACAGCAUGAACAUGAGCAAGAGAUGUAUGCUUCUGCAUCGGCCUCUGAAGUAGAAACUGUGCGGACGGCUCUUCUGGCUCAAUUUGAGGAGGUAAAAUUGAAGCAGCAGCUUCAGUUCCAGGAAGAGAUUGAGUUGCUGAAGUGUCAGUCAGAGAUACUCCUUGAACAGCAGAUUGCACAGCUGAAGGACGAAUUUGAAGCUGAAAAAGAGGCAUCACUACAUGACAAGGAGCAGGUGUUGAUUCAGGAGAGGGAGAAGGCACAGGCUGCUCACCAAAAGGAGCACGAGAUGUUAUCAGCCCAGCUGCAGGAAAAAGCAACAAUAAUUAUCCAGCUGGAAAAGAAAGUGGAGUCUUUAAAUCGUGAAAUAGAGGAUACCAACUCUGAACUGGAGACACUCCUUCAGCGGCGGGACAGAGAAAAUCAAGAAGGAGGGAAUUUGGUAGCCAUGUUGAGAUCUGAUAUUGAGCAGUCCACAGAUGAAAGGAGAAAACUGCAGGGAUCUUACCAGCAUCUUUUGAAAUUGCUUAUGGAGUUGGUGAAGGCCACAAUAGCUAUUGAGGACCUUAUCUGUAACAAGAUUGGUCUUUGCCUUGAUGACAGUCUGGCUUCUGGAGAUUCUAGAGAAAGUCACAGUAUUAUGGAAGAAAUGGGAUUCAUGCAGUAUUUCAAAGCCAAAGAAAAGCAUCACCUAGAAAAAGUAGAUGAGCUGCUUGAUGAAACUCUCACAGAACACAACCAGCUGUCUCCAGUGACUGAUGAGGGGUCCGAGUUGAGCCAAUACUUAUGUGAAAGUGUUUUUGCAAAGCCAGAAUUGGCAUGUGAAAAUGAAGAAUUUAUACUGAAAAUUAGUCAUCGUUUGCGCACUGCAGUGGAGAGACUUCUGGAGCUGGUUACAGAAUCAACUAAACAACUGGAGAAGAUGCAUGAAAACCAUGCACAAUUUGAAGAAGAAUUCAGCCGCCAAAAUCGGGAAACUGCUCGAGUGGUUAGUCAGCACCAGGAACUAAUGGAGUGCCUCAGCGAGCAAAGUGAGGCCAAGAAUCAGCUGGCACUAGAGCUUCAUAAAGCAGAGG